Molecule: messenger RNA, 1477 nt
Organism: Selaginella moellendorffii
Lineage: Eukaryota; Viridiplantae; Streptophyta; Lycopodiopsida; Selaginellales; Selaginellaceae
Product: membrane-bound transcription factor site-2 protease homolog
Exons: 9
Coding region: 11-1438 (475 amino acids)
Biological process (GO): membrane protein intracellular domain proteolysis; regulation of response to endoplasmic reticulum stress
Cellular component (GO): cytoplasm; membrane
Molecular function (GO): metalloendopeptidase activity; protein binding
Source: RefSeq, a predicted model, not a curated record
GAGAGGGAGAAUGAAUUCGUGCUUGCGAGGGGGAGUGCGUCUUCCCGCAUUCCCCGUGUUUACCUGGCGAACGACUGCGUGGAAUCACUGGUUUCUCUCGCUGGGGCUGCGACACUCCGCUGCUUUCAAGCUGUGGUUCUCUUGUGGAGCACUGUUUGGGAUUCUGGCUGUGCUCUCCUCCGUCUUGGUCCUCGUCUGGCAGAUGCUUUUGUCCCUUUGCAGAAUCUUUGCUUCUGCGGGCAGCUCCCAACUAAAUUCCUCCAUCGUGACACCGAUCGUACCUGGUUUGAAUGUGCCAUGGAGUGAUGUUUUCUACGUAAUGCUUGGUACGAGUUUGGCGGCGGGGUUUCACGAGGUUGGCCAUGCACUUGGCGCUGGAAGCGAAGGUGUUCCAGUGCACCACGUUGCAGUCUUCGCCUUUGGAGCAUUUGUUGCUCUGAGUGAGGAUGCUCUGGAGCUGCUAUCCCCUUGGAGACUUCUCCGGAUUUACUGUGCUGGUGUGUGGCAUAACGCCGUGUUGUGCGUAGGAUGCUGGAUUCUCCUCAAGCUUCUCCCGGUGCUGUUAGUUCCGCUCUUCAUUCACGGAGUCGGCCCUGUGGUUACUGGAGUUGAUCCUGGCUCUGCUUUGAGAGCACAUUUGAGAGCCGGAGAUGCUUUCAAAGCGGUAAAUGGAGUGCCGGUUUACACUUCAAGCGACUGGCUGCAAGAGCUACAAUCGAGUAAGGAUCUCCCUGGCUACUGCAUUCCCCAUCAUAUCUCUGGUUCCAGUUGCAAGCCAGGAAUGUUAGAGCUCCGCUCAAGAUCCAAUUGCUUCAACGCCAGCGAGAUUGUUGCUUAUAGGCGCUGUGAAUCGUCCAGUUCGUGCUCACAGAUUGAAGAAUGCACAGAGCCUAAACUUGCGGCUGGAGAAGCUCUAGUCCGGAUCUCAUUCGCUUCGCGUGAGAACUCAACUUGCGGACUAAUGCCUCCGGAAGAAUUUCUAAUCGAGGGCUGUGAGAAGACAGUCGUUUUUGCCGGUGUUCCCCAAGAACUUGAGGCAUUCGUGUUCGUCACCGACUAUCGGCCACGCUACCAGCUCCUGUCCUCGCUAUCAUGGCUUCCAAGUGUUGUCCAAAAGCUUGUAGCUUACACUUUCAACAUCUCAGCAGCUCUUGCGAUUCUAAACAGCGCUCCAGUGAGUAAUCUAUCGUUCUGGCAGCCCACUUUAAAACGUUUCACUUUUAAAACAGGUGUUCUACCUCGACGGCGAGGAGAUCCUGCGCUCUGUGCUUCGACUGCGAGGACGCCACCGACGUCAAGAACAAUUUUUAAGGGCUUGCCUGGUGGGAGGAACGGCGGUGUUUGCGUUUGGAAUUUUUUCAGCAUUACUCGCGCUAUAAUCAGCUCCAAAAUUCGAGCAAAUGUUCUACGUGGUACGGCUAGACCAGUUCGGAAGUAAAACAAAAAAUUCUGGAAAGUGAGUAACGGUUUGUGUUAA